Molecule: messenger RNA, 3540 nt
Organism: Glycine soja
Lineage: Eukaryota; Viridiplantae; Streptophyta; Magnoliopsida; Fabales; Fabaceae
Product: extra-large guanine nucleotide-binding protein 1-like
Exons: 8
Coding region: 418-3165 (915 amino acids)
Biological process (GO): G protein-coupled receptor signaling pathway
Molecular function (GO): GTPase activity; guanyl nucleotide binding; G-protein beta/gamma-subunit complex binding
Source: RefSeq, a predicted model, not a curated record
UCAGGGAGAUUAAAUGUAAUCGCGCGCAAGAGAGUGAUGGAAUGAGAUUGGCACCAGAACAGAUUCUUCUUCAAUCCAAUCCUUCAUGGCUCCAUCCGUUACAUGUUUUUUCUUUUUCCCAAAACUAACGUAAGUAUAUGGAGGAUUUGAUAAAACAAGUGCACACGCAACUUAUGUGCAAAGGUGGCCCAAAAAAGAAGAAAGAUUCCCCCAAUUCCCCUCCCACUCACUCCCUCACCUAAAAAUUACCUUUUUCUUUUCUUUUCCUUUCUUCUCACUCUCACGCACGCAUUCAUUCUCACUGCAUUAUUAUUCUCUCAAUCAUCAUUUACAAACCAUUUCUGUUUUCCUUUCAUGGUUUUAUUGUAUUCCUAUUUCGCUUCCGAUUAGGGUUCCACCGCUUCUCUUCUUCCAACCAUGUCGCCGGCGGCGCCCAAUGCUGCCGAGUACUCGUUCGCCGUCGAGUACGACGGCCCGCCGCUAACUUGCGACCUCCCUAGGGCGGUUCCGAUCAGCGUCGACAACAUUCCGGUCGCCGCCGUCGUUUCCCAGGUUCCUCUCUCCGACGCUUUAUCUCUACCGGUCGUGCAGCCGCUCCUGCUGCCGCAACACCACCAGCCCCUCCGAACCGAAGCUAGGGUUUCCAAGAUAGCGUCCGAAACUACGGUCUCUCCCACCUCCGUGAUCGCGUUCGAGCACCGAGCUUCGCAGAGCAACGUUGGCGAGCUCUCCGGCGAGCUGAGCAGCUCUGGCGCGUUCGAGUUCUCCACCGGGAACGACGGCUCCGGCGAAUUGUCCGAUUUGGGGGGAAGUUCGAGAGUGCUGGAAGAAACUAGAAGCUCUAGUACCGUUGAGUUUUGGGACAAGUCAGGGAGAAGUUCUGGCGCGUUGAGGGUUUUGGAAGACGGAAAAGAGAGUUUGGAUUUCAACGAGUUGAAUCAGCAAGAUUGGGCGUCCACUGAGUCAGUGCUGAGUUUGGAGUAUCCAUCAACUCGGGUUUCUUCUCUCAAGGCUGAGGAUAUCGAUGCCAAACGUCCCCCUAUUGUUACUUUCGAUGUGGACACUGAUGAUGCGUUGGAUGAGGAGUUUGAUGUGGACGACACUGUGAGUAAUAAACCUGUUAAAAGGGCACCUCUCACGAAGGGGAAGAAAGGGUCUUGUUAUAGGUGCUUCAAGGGGAGUAGGUUUACUGAGAAAGAGGUUUGUCUCGUCUGUGAUGCGAAAUAUUGUGGUAAUUGUGUGCUUAGAGCUAUGGGGUCUAUGCCCGAGGGGAGGAAAUGUGUGACUUGCAUUGGAUUCCCGAUUGAUGAAGCCAAAAGAGGGAGUUUGGGGAAGUUCUCUCGGAUGCUCAAGCGUUUGCUUAAUGACUUGGAGGUUCGCCAGAUUAUGAAGGCUGAGAGGUUUUGUGAAGCGAAUCAGCUUCCACCUGAGUAUGUUUGUGUGAAUGGACAUCCACUUUCUUAUGAGGAAUUGGUUACGUUGCAGAACUGCCCCAACCCUCCGAAGAAGCUGAAGCCAGGAAACUAUUGGUAUGAUAAAGUAUCUGGCCUUUGGGGGAAGGAGGGACAGAAGCCUUCACAAAUUAUUAGUCCGCAUCUGAACGUUGGAGGCCCCAUCCAACCGGAUGCUAGCAAUGGAAACACUCAGGUUUUCAUCAAUGGUCGGGAAAUAACUAAAGUGGAGCUUCGUAUGUUGCAGUUGGCAGGAGUUCAGUGUGCUGGCAACCCACAUUUUUGGGUCAAUGAGGAUGGUUCCUACCAAGAAGAGGGGCAGAAGAAUACAAGGGGAUAUAUAUGGGGAAAGGCUGGAACGAAGCUUGUAUGUGCUUUCCUGUCCCUGCCAGUUCCUUCUAAAUCUUCAAAUUCUUUGGGAGAACAACCCUCCAGUCUGGCUAGCAGAACAAUGCCUGACUACCUUGAGCAUGGGAUAGUUCAGAAGCUUCUCUUAGUUGGUUGCAGUGGAUCUGGAACGAGCACUAUUUUUAAGCAGGCCAAGAUUCUGUACAAAAGUGUCCCAUUCUCAGAAGAUGAGCAUGAAAAUAUAAAGUUGAUCAUUCAGAGUAAUGUUUAUGCCUACCUUGGCAUGCUGCUCGAGGGACGUGAGCGUUUUGAAGAGGAAAGUUUGGGGGAUUUAAAAAAAAGGCAAUCAUCUGUACAAGAUACCACAGGAACUAGUCCAAGGCUUGAUGAGAAGACUGUAUAUUCCAUUGGUCCAAGAUUGAAAGCAUUCUCUGAUUGGUUACUGAAAACUAUGGUGUUGGGCAAACUUGAUGCCAUCUUUCCAGCUGCUACUCGUGAAUAUGCACCAUUGAUUGAGGAAUUAUGGAAUGAUGCUGCCAUUAAGGCUACAUACGAAAGGAGAAGCGAAUUAGAAAUGCUGCCUAGUGUUGCCGGUUAUUUCUUAGAGCGGGCUGUUAAAAUAUUAAGGACAGAUUAUGAACUCUCUGAUUUAGAUAUCCUUUAUGCCGAGGGAGUUACUUCAUCUAAUGGGGUGGCUUGUGUGGAGUUUUCAUUUCCCCAAUCAGUGUCUGAGGAAACUGUUGACACUACCGAUCGAUAUGAUUCUUUAGUCAGGUAUCAACUAAUUAGGGUGCAUGCAAGGGGGCUAGGAGAAAAUUGCAAGUGGCUAGAGAUGUUUGAGGAUGUUGAAAUGGUCAUCUUCUGUGUUUCCUUGACUGACUAUGAUCAGUUUUCUGUUGAUGGCAACGGUUGUCUCACUAACAAGAUGGUACUAAGCAGAAAGUUUUUUGAAACCAUUGUCACUCAUCCAACCUUUGAGCAAAUGGACUUCUUGUUGAUAUUGAACAAAUAUGAUCUGUUUGAGGAGAAAAUCGAACAAGUUCCUUUGACCGAGUGUGAAUGGUUCUCUGAUUUCCAUCCAAUAAUCAGUUGCAAUCGUCCCAACAGCAAUAGCAACAGCAUUAAUAAUAAUCCCUCCCUUGGUCAGCUGGCUUCACAUUACGUAGCGGUUAAGUUUAAAAGGCUUUAUUCAUCUCUUACAGGACGAAAGUUGUAUGUGUCCCUGGUGAAGGGGUUGGAGCCUGGUAGUGUUGAUUCAUCACUUAAAUACGCCAAGGAAAUUUUGAAGUGGAGCGAAGAGAGACCAAACUUUAGCUUGAGUGAGUACUCGAUGUAUAGCACUGAGGCGAGUUCAUGCUCUCAUUGAUUGCUAAUUCAGGCAAGAGUUGCAAGCCAUACUUAUGUAUGGCUUGAUAUCUGUUCGUGUACAUAUACUGCUAACUGAGAGUAAAAUGGAUGGUUUCCUCUACUAGCUAUCCACUUGUAUGAUUCGCUAGACGUAGACACAUGUAGGUAAGGUUUCCAGCGAUUAGAGUAUGCUGGUGAGUCAGUCAGCACAUACCACAGAUCAUGGUGUAAUGCUCAAAUUCAUUUUUUAUUUUUCAUAUUGUAAGGUAGCAACUUGAUGAUAAAUUUGUAUAUCACUUUUAGUCGGUCUGUCAACUUACAUUGGAGUUGCAAACCUGCAUCUGCGUGCUAGAAAAUACAUGAUGUAUCACGGCGGUAUAUCGUUCAAGCCUAA